Molecule: messenger RNA, 891 nt
Organism: Alternaria atra
Lineage: Eukaryota; Fungi; Ascomycota; Dothideomycetes; Pleosporales; Pleosporaceae
Exons: 2
Coding region: 1-891 (296 amino acids)
Source: RefSeq, a predicted model, not a curated record
AUGGCGACUACUUAUGGUAUGAUCAAUGGCCUUGCAGCCGACUUUUUUAGUACUAAAGGACCUAUAUGUCUAGGGACAACGUUCGAAGAGCAGAAGACACGAUUUCGACAGGCCUUUGCCGACCUAGCGAAUCCGGCGAACAAAAAGGCUCUGACCCAGUUAGUAGACUUCUUGGCGGACGAGUCAAAGCAAAUCCAAGCUGCAUACGAUAAAGGUGAUUCUGAAGUGUCAAAGACUUAUGACCGACUUAGUAGUAUGUUCGACAACAUGAAGCUACAGGUUAUCACCGCCAUAGGAUUGACCGAUGGUCUGACCUACAUUAACCUUGCCAAGAUCAACUUUGACCACUUUAGUCAAGAUGCGCGGACUGCUUACAACGCCGGUUAUGCUGUUGCGAUCAAUGAGGCAUUGAACAAGAACCUUGAAAGAGCCUACGCGAUGAACGCUUUCGCCGAUCACUUUUUGGAAGAUUCAUUUUCGGCAGGACAUCUCCGUACGCCAAGGCGAUUUCUAACUGACCAUUUGGGGGCUAAAGAUGGAUGUGCCAAGGAAGCUUACGGAGAUAAGCGUUUGUUCGACGAAGUAAAUCACAAGAACAUGCUCCAAAUUCGCGAAGCCUUACAAGCGUCAACUGAUGAGAUUUGGGCGGCCUACUACAACGGCGACAAACUAGAACUAGAUACUUACAAAGCGUGGAGCUAUGCACCUGUGCUUAGGAAUGUCAAAGGUAAAAAGAAUGCUAUGUUCUACACUCAAGAUAAGAAGCUCUAUUACCGCAAAGAUAUCACAAACCCUAAUGGGUUAGAAUAUGCGGAGACGGGAGUUCUCGCAUGGGUUAAAAUUCUUGCCGCUCUUAGGAUUAAAGCAGCACGUAGGGGGAAGACUUCUUAA